Molecule: messenger RNA, 2022 nt
Organism: Prorocentrum cordatum
Lineage: Eukaryota; Dinophyceae; Prorocentrales; Prorocentraceae
Source: the annotation of a GenBank genome assembly
GAGAUCUUCGCGGACGAGAAGGACACGCCAUGGACCUUCGUGGAGGCUCUAAACUCGCUCAACAAGGGCGAGGUUAUCAGCGUGGACAAGGAGGAUGCGCCCAUGCGGGAGGACAACUACGCACCAGAGGCGACGGCAAGGGCGCCAGACGACAGCAACCUAGAGGACGACUGGAUGGAAGAGGAAUUCAAGGGUCGGAAGGCGUACGUACGAGUACGCCUACGACAUCGACUGGCGACGUUCACACAGAGAGGAUUCCGGGCCUCGCCGGAGAAGACGACCACGGAGCGGGUGACUGUGGCCAAGUUCGAGGACGGCUCCAUGGAGACACUCAAGGAUGACAACUGGAACGUCCCAGGGAAAUCAACCAGAACACUGGGACGGCGCUGGACUGGCAAGACGUACCUGUUCCCGAACAUCGAAGACAAGACGGACGGAGCUGAAGCCACUGCACCCGGACAAGGGUCAGGAUCCGAGCCGUCAGCAUCGGUGACUGGACAGAACGAGAGAUCAGGAAAACCUACUCGAACGACAGUAGACACUCCGAUCGGAGAUCAAGUCGAACCCGACCUGAUGGUGGAUACAGAGAUCGAACCGACACCCGUGAAGACCGACGAGGGAACGAUCACCGUGAACCCCAAGUGGAAGACCAGAGACGGGAAGCGAAAGCAGAAGCACGACCUGUUCGCGAAGACUCAGAGGAUAUGGAUGAAGAAACCGUUCGGGCCCUCACUCAAUGACAAGGAGACCGACUGGGACCAGCUCGACUGGGAGAAGUUCGACCUGAGCGCGUUCGCGGCGACCGAGCUGGAGGAGGACAUCUCCAUACCCGUCGAGACGGAAUUCAUCGAGGUGGCGUUUGACGCGAUAGACAAGGCGAGCGUCAAGAACAUGACGACAGAGCUGAAGGACAAGAUGAAGGCGGCGAAGCUCGUGGAAGUGCGCGACUGGAUCGCGAACGACGUGCUCGCUACCUCCGCACUUAAGGAGCCAGUGACAUCGCCGACUAUGACGAGGCGCGCUCGGAACCUGAUUUUCCAGAUCGCGGCGAUGAAGACCUGGAGGCUCAAGAAGGGCGACGUCAAGGCGGCGCUCCUGUAUGGCAAGGGCAUGCCAGAGGAUAAGCACGUCUUCAUAGCUGCGAGUAAGGAGCUGGCCGAGCGCUCCAUCUUUCAGAGUACUGGUCCUACGGCGACGGUCGAGACGCUGUUCGACAUCAACAAGCUGAUCAGGCAUAUCAAGCUGGACCUGAACUACAAGCUGACGUUCGAGCCGUUCCGAGGGAAUGCCGUGGUAGUUGGGUGGAGCGACGCUGCCUGGACCAACCGGCCUGGCGGACUAUCUACUGGAGGCUACGUGAUAGGCAUCGCACCGGAGGAGAUCCUGGACGGCAAGCGGACGCCGGUCGGCUGGGUGUCGCAUCGAAGUGGCAAGCUACAGCGUGUGGCAAGAAGCUCACUCUCGGCUAAAGUUCAGGCGCUGACUGUCGCAGAAGACGAGCUCUUCAUGGUACGCAUGAUGUGGGCUGAGCUGAAUGGGUUCGUGUCGGACGUGGUGGCUGGAACAGCCAGUACAGGAUGUCAGUUACGACCCAUGGUCGAAGGAUUACGCGAAGUUCGAGCCUGCUUGUGCGUGGACGCAAAGAGCAUCUACGACUGUCUCGCGAAGCAGGUGCAGAUGCAGAGUCUGGCGGAGAAGAGGACCGCUCUGGAGCUGAUGGCUUUUGAGCGAUGCAUCGCGGAGACGGGGCUCAUCGUGAGGUGGUGUCAUUCCGAGGCGAACCUCAGAAACAGCCUGAUCAAGGCGGCGGCCUAUGGGCCUAUCGAACUCUACAUGGGGACUGGCUGCAGGGCGUUAGUGGACGACGAGGAGCAGCUCAGCGCAAAGAAGCGGAAAGAGAGAGAUCUCACCAGGGUCGAGCCGAACAAGGGAGACUUCGCCGGCCUCAUUAGAGAUGCGUUCAAGAACACGGAGAUUUCCCUACCAGAUGCAGCAGACGGUGAAGAUGACAAUCGGGACCAG